UAUACAGACCAUCAAUAUGAAUUGAAGUAAUGUGUCAAUUAUAUUAAUGAAUAUUAUCUCAACCGACAUUAAUCACUUAUGUUCAAUGCAUGCAACUUGCAGUCUGUUCCAGUCUACCUGUCCGAAAUGGCCCCAGCAAAAUUCAGAGGAGCACUCAAUAUCGGGUUCCAAGUCGCCAUCACAAUCGGCAUUCUUGUCGCGAAUUUCGUCAACUACGGAACUGCAGAGAUCAAGGGUGGAUGGGGUUGGAGAAUUUCCUUGGCUCUUGCAGGGGUCCCUGCCCUGUUCAUGACCAUCGGAUCUAUCUUCCUUCCGGACACUCCCAAUUCCAUCAUUGAGCGAGGCCACCAUGAGGAGGCCAAGCGCAUGUUGCAAAAGAUCCGUGGCUCCGAAGAGGUUGAUGCGGAGUUUGGGGACCUAAUUGCAGCAAGCGAAGCUGCCAAGAAGGUCCAACAACCGUGGAGGAACAUGUUCCUCCCAAGAUACAGACCCCAACUCGUCAUCUGCUCUCUCAUCCCAUUCUUCCAGCAAAUCACUGGCAUCAACGUCAUCAUGUUCUAUGCUCCCGUUCUCUUCAAGACUUUGGGCUUCGGAGACAAAGCAUCCCUCAUGUCUGCAGCUAUAACUGGCGUCGUUAUUGUUCUUGGGACUUUUGUUUCCGUUGCUACGGUUGAUAAGUUCGGGAGGAAAGCUCUCUUCAUUGAAGGCGGCGUUCAGAUGAUCAUUUGCCAGGUAUCCGCUGGACAUCAUUGAUUGUAUCCUUCCUUCCUUCCCACCUAUAAAUGGUGAUAGAAAAGAUAAAAGACGAUGGACAGUCUGUUAGUUGUUCAUUAUUGUCAUUGCAGAUUGC
Molecule: messenger RNA, 850 nt
Organism: Punica granatum (pomegranate)
Lineage: Eukaryota; Viridiplantae; Streptophyta; Magnoliopsida; Myrtales; Lythraceae
Source: RefSeq, a predicted model, not a curated record